This is a messenger RNA of Aphis gossypii (cotton aphid), 2694 nucleotides long. RefSeq lists its product as uncharacterized. The record is from RefSeq and is a predicted model, not a curated record. Lineage: Eukaryota; Metazoa; Arthropoda; Insecta; Hemiptera; Aphididae. Gene Ontology annotation, cellular component: extracellular region. The transcript is spliced from 4 exons. Gene Ontology annotation, molecular function: chitin binding. Bases 145 to 1635 code for a protein of 496 amino acids.
AUAAAAGUUCAGUCGAUCCAGAAGCUACGAACUGAGCAGAAGUACGAACAAAGAGGCUACACAAUAAGCCGCAGCCUAUACUGUAACGAAGCUUCGAGGAGGAGGACCUCUGCGCAGCUCUUGGACAGUAGUUAUUCCGUUCGAAUGCAGCGGCAUGUACAGUAUAGCAGUGUAGUGUGCACGAUGGACUCGCUUAGUAGUAUCGCGUUUUACAGUAUUCUGUUGUUAAGUUACAAUGCAGUGUACGGUAUCGACACAGACUCGAUAAAUCAAAAUUUGUUGAACAAGAGCCAAAAUGUAAACGAAACAUCAUUGUCAACAGCCGAACGUUUCCGACGCCUAAUACCUUAUGUAACGUACUAUGUAGUCGGUAAUAACGACCAAAACGACGUGCCAUAUCAAUAUCAAUAUCAAAACCCUAAUCCAAAUUCACACACGCCCAGACCUUUGCAGAAAAAUAACUUUUAUUUUCAAAAUGAAAGAAAACCGCAACAAACACAACAGCCCGAUAACCAGUACCAACAUAAUUAUCAGAUAUCAAAUCAACAGAUCCAUCAGACAUCACAUCAACAGAUCCAUCAGAUAUCAAAUCAACAAAUCCAUCAACAACAACAUGCUACGUCUGCAGGAUAUCUGAGAUUUCCAAGUUCUCCAAAAACCAAAAGGCCUAUUGUAAUAACAACGACUGAAAUGCCAUACAGAAUCCACCAAACAGAAUCCUCUUAUAAUUAUUAUUACGAUUACAGUCAAACGAGCCCUAAACCAAUUGUUAUUAAACACAGCAAUCAUCCUGGAUUUUUACCGACAAUACCAUCAGCUUCAAAUUCGUUUCCAGUACAAGAACACCAGCGGUUUUCAGCCAAAGUAAAAAAACAGAGAAGGCCCAAGCCAAAAAGACCAACAACACCCAUCACUACAACCACAACAACAGACAAAUACGGUGCACUCAACGAAUUGUUGAACGGUUAUGAUUUAGGAAAUCGUCUUUCAAACAAAAUUACGGCUGAGAAUAUCGGUUCCAGUAUACAGACUCUGUCGGCUGUGUUACAAUUAUUACAGAAUGAGGCGGACGAACAACAGGCACGACCACUGCGACCGAAGAAACCUAAGCCAGAACCACGUCCAGAUCCAAUUGACGAAUAUGAUACUGGUGACGUGGGGAAUCCAGGAAGACCGGGCGUGGAUUAUCCGACGCUCUCAGUUAUACCUAAGACUAGCUUCGAUUGCAAAACGCAAAGAUACAAGGGGUUCUUCGGAGAUCCUGAAACGCUGUGCCAAGUGUGGCAUUACUGUGACUUAAAUGGUGGCCAAGCAUCAUUUUUAUGCCCUAAUGGAACUAUAUUCAAUCAAGUUUCACUGACAUGUGAUUGGUGGUUUAACGUAAAAUGUGAUACCACUGCUCAACUAUACGUACUCAAUGAACGCUUAUACAAAUAUAUAAUACCAUCUAAACCUAGUUUUCCAGAAGAUUAUGAAGGACCAUUGGUAGAUAGAUAUUUAGAAGACAAAUUUAAAGAAACCGAAAAAAAAAGAGGCCAACAAAAAGCACCAAUGCCACCAAUAAUAAAUGUCACAACAGUUGAACCAGAAUCAGUUGGAACACCAUACCAACAAUUACUUGAUGUAGAUGUAUAAAUUUUAAUAGGAGCUACUUUGGUCUAUAUUAAUAAUUUGUGAGGAAAAUUGAUAACAAAUAAUAGAAUUAAAAUUAAUAAUAUAUAAGUGUAAAUAGAAUAAUAUUUUUUUUAUAAAAAAAAAAAUAAAACUGACUUAGUUUUCAAAACUACUGGUGGGCCUAAAAAUGUGCCAUUUUUAAUAUAAUGCCACCAUUAUAUUUUAUUUAGUAAUAUAUUAUGUUUUAAAGAGCUCAAAUUAAAAUACUGUUGAUAAUUAAAAACAAUUAGGUUAUUUAAUUUUUCUUUAGUAAAAAAUUAAAACCCAAUUUAAACAUAUUAAACGUGGAUAGGCUUUGUUUCAUAAUUUAUAACUAUUAUGUUAACGAAAAAUGUCAAUUUUUUUUUUAAUUAGUCGGAAAUGAAAUCACAUUUCUAAUUAAAAUGUAAUUAAAUAAUAAGUUUUAUUAGCCUUUAAUAUAUUAGACAUAUAUUAAUAUUAAAAAAGCUUUAUAUUUUGUGCCAAAAUGAAUUUGAUGGUAUACUUGUAUACUUGUAUAUUUAUUUGUUAGUAUAAUUUAUAUUAAAAUCUAUAAUUUAUAGAACAUAAAAUAAAAUUUUACUUGAAAAUAUGUGCAAUAAUAGAUUAAAAUUAUAAUUAAGAUGUAAAUAUAUGAUCAUUGAAUAUUUAUUAAGUAAACAAUCCUAUUAUUUAUUGUCAACAUGUAUGGUUUAUUUUUUAAUACUAAUUUUUAAGAUAUCUUAUUUAAAUAACCAAAAUGUAAUAUUGUCAAUACAUGCUCUACUUGAAACAUUAAAUUUGAUAUACAUUUUUUAUUGAAUAAAUACUAUUAUUGUUAAAAAUAUAUUAUUUACAUUAUUUUUGUUAUCAUGAAUAUAUAUUGAAAUAAACUUAAGUCUUAUACUAAUACACGGAACAUAGCAGUAGUUCUGGUGACCAACAGUGAUUAUAUUUAAUAUGUUAUUCCAUACUCCUGUACAGAUACAAAGGACAAACUAGGUUGCGUAUAGAGUACAGAUAUAUUGUAUUAUUUAUUAAUAUACCUUUUACACAAAUCAA